Messenger RNA from Pogonomyrmex barbatus (red harvester ant), 1595 nucleotides. Its product is annotated as BRISC and BRCA1-A complex member 1. The record is from RefSeq and is a predicted model, not a curated record. Gene Ontology annotation, cellular component: BRCA1-A complex; BRISC complex; nuclear body. Gene Ontology annotation, biological process: double-strand break repair; positive regulation of DNA repair; mitotic G2 DNA damage checkpoint signaling. NCBI's taxonomy places the organism in Eukaryota, Metazoa, Arthropoda, Insecta, Hymenoptera, Formicidae.
AUGCAAGCUGCAGUCGCUGGAUGGCGCAUGCAUCGAUUGCAUUUUUCUAUGCAUUUCAAGUUGCAUUCCUAACGGACAUAGGUUCGCUUCAAACGUCACUGCGUAACAUCAUUAGGUAGACAGUUCGAUUUUAUUUUAUGUAAUAUCGCGCGAAAUUUACGCGCUAUGUGAAAUCUCCGAAUUUCUUCAAAAUAUUCCGAGACAUUUAUUGCCCGAGACAAAGCAAGGCAAGGCAAGAUAUUAUCGUCUCAAGUGGCGGAGAGAGGUUAAGUUUACCUGUCGCUCGAGGAUACUUGCAGGAUAUAAAUAUGUCAGAUAAGGAGAUAACCGAUGAGAUUCAGGUGAUAUCCGAGAGACUUCAAGCCGCUACGACCAUCGAACCAGCACAGUACAAUAAUGCACAGUCACAACAACAGCAGAAGGGCAAGGGUUCGCAGAAAACCAAUAAUAAUAAUAGUGCGGCACGUCAAUCCUCAGAUAGCAAAAAGGCAGUCGCUAUCACUACAACCACGACCACUACCACGACGACUACCACAGAUGAUUAUAUCUUCUUGAGGAACGUACCCGAACUUAAUCUACCUGAGAAAAUUCUAUUUGUCAUCGAUACAGUGAGAGAACAGCAGUGCACUCCCUUCAAAUUAGGCACAGGUGCGACAUAUCCGCCGCUGUUCAUGAUAAAGCGUGUGGUGGAAAACUUUAUUGGCGCCAAGUCUACAAUACAGCCUGGAGUACAUGAGUACGCAUUGAUGAGCCUAGACUCUCGUGGCUCUUCCUGGCUCUGUGAUUACACCAGCAACACCAAGAUCGUCCUUAAUUAUCUGGAAGGUAUCGUAGAGGAUGUGCUGGACGAGGAACAGAAAACCUACGAUUUGGGGCUGCUGUUUGAGGCAAUACAGAUGCAGAUAGCAACGCCAGCGAGAAGUCAACCGACAUUCACUUCGCGCGUUAUUCUAAUAUAUGGACGAUCAAACUCCGUCCCGAAAUUCCACACUGGACAGACGUAUCUGGAAACUCUAACAGAGAAUCCAUACUUCUUCCUGGAUGUGUUGUUUGCUCACGAGCCGCCCAGCGAUGACAACAUGUGUGAGGCAGUAUACGCCGAAAUCGCAGCUCUAGACACAACGAGUUUUUCUUAUAUCUUCGAGGUAGGCAGAAAUGCUGCCAAGAUACAUGAUAAUAUGGCGAAACUACUGGCGCAUCCUUUGCAGCGACCACCACAAAAGGACGCUUCAUAUACUCUUUACUCAAUGACAGCCAAUCAAGAAGUGCAUACUAAUGUAUAGUGCCGUGUACGUUUGUUAGCAGGCAACUUAUUCUGGUGGAAAGAUUCGCGUAUUUUCCGCCGAAUCAAAUCUGCUUUGUUAACGCGGUAUAAUUCGAAAGCGAUAUCGUAUUUGCUCGGACCAGUAGCAUCUUUUAAACGAUUUUAUUUAUGUUUAUUAGAAAAGAUGUAGUAAAAAAACUUUAUAUUAUUAUAUAUUGUUCAAACGCGGUCAAAUAAAUAAAAUUAUUUUUAUAUAGAUUUAUACAAGAUAGUCUGUCCUGCGCAAGGAAAUCAAACGCAUGUUAGCAAAUCAAUCAUGUAAAAACUGCAA